UUUUGAUAUUAGUUUUCGAUAUUUCAGGAUUUCAACCCAAGAUUCGAAUUGGCAAUUACAUGAGACUGAUGAACUUAGAAUUGUGAAAUAUCUUACAUACAAUUUGAACAUAUUUAGUAUUUACUUAGAUAUUUUUUACUUUUAUAAAUAUGGAAAAAGAAGGUAGCAAACAAGAAAAUAAUCCUCGAAUACCAUCAGCAGUGUUUGUGGACGAUGUAGACAAGUUUAUGGAAAAAUCAGAAAAUAGUAGCGUUGAAGAUGUACUUAAAAGAUUGGACGAGCAACAUAGCAAAUAUAAAUUUUUUGAAUACAAUUUAAUCACAAAGAGAAAAAGGUUGCAAUCCCAAUUACCAGAUUUAGAAAAUACUCUCGAGAUGAUUAAAACAAUGAAAGCUCACAAAGGACAACAAUUGAAGACAGACUUUUUAUUAUCUGAUGAUGUUUAUGCUAAAGCUCAUAUACAAGCAACUGAUAAUGUGUAUCUUUGGCUUGGUGCUAAUGUCAUGUUGGAGUAUAAUCUAGAUGAUGCCACUGAACUUAUUUCAAGAAAUAUACAAUUGGCCACUGAUAAUAUGGGACAAGUCGAUGAUGAUCUUGAUUUUCUUAGGGAUCAAUUCACUACAACUGAAGUUAAUAUGGCCAGGGUUUACAACUGGGAUGUAAAACGACGACAAGCAGCCAAAGCUAAACAAUAAACAUUUAAAUUAUUAAUAUGAAACACUAAUAUAAAUGCUUCUUUUUUAUAAAAUGACUAAAAAACAAAUUACUUUUCAAAAUUAAUCAGUUUAUUAACAUCUUUAAAAUUAUUAG
This is a messenger RNA of Rhopalosiphum maidis (corn leaf aphid), 810 nucleotides long. RefSeq names its product prefoldin subunit 3 (gene mgr). Gene Ontology annotation, cellular component: cytoplasm; prefoldin complex. Gene Ontology annotation, biological process: protein folding; microtubule-based process; tubulin complex assembly. Gene Ontology annotation, molecular function: tubulin binding. NCBI's taxonomy places the organism in Eukaryota, Metazoa, Arthropoda, Insecta, Hemiptera, Aphididae. The transcript is spliced from 5 exons. Bases 150 to 695 code for a protein of 181 amino acids. The record is from RefSeq and is a predicted model, not a curated record.